AUGGGGGUCCAGGGAGCAGUGACGCCCGGGAGAACCCGCCGGCUGAUGCUUAAGCUGCCGGUGGGGACUCUACGGAGGAACAGCGGAGAGAGGAUGACAGAGGGGAGGCGAUGUCAGGUCCAUCUCCUGGACGACAGGAAGCUGGAGCUCCUUGUACAGCCCAAGCUGAUGGCCAAGGACUUGCUGGACCUCGUGGCCUCUCACUUCAACCUCAAGGAGAAGGAGUACUUUGGAAUUGCAUACACAGACGAAACGGGCCAUUUUAGUUGGCUUCAGUUGGACCGCAGGGUGUUAGAACACGAGUUCCCCAAGAAGUCCGGUCCCAUCGUCCUCUACUUCUGUGUCAGGUUCUACAUAGAGAGUAUAUCCUACCUGAAGGACAAUGCCACUAUUGAGCUGUUUUUCCUUAAUGCCAAAUCCAUCAUCUACAAGGAGCUUAUUGAAGUGGACAGUGACGUUGUCUUCGAACUGGCUGCCUUUAUUCUACAAGAGGCUAAAGGAGAUUUCACCAGUAAUGAUGUAACCAGGUCUGACCUGAAAAAGCUGCCUGCUCUGCCCACCCAGGCCCUGAAGGAGCACCCAUCUCUGGCCUACUGUGAAGACCGGGUCAUAGAGCAUUACAAGAAGAUCAAUGGGCAGUCCAGAGGGCAAGCUAUUGUAAAUUAUAUGAGCAUCGUAGAGUCUCUGCCCACAUAUGGAGUUCAUUACUAUGGUGUUAAGGACAAGCAGGGGAUCCCAUGGUGGUUGGGGCUGAGCUAUAAAGGCAUCUUUCAGUACGACCACCAGGACAAAGUCAAACCCAGGAAGGUGUUCCAAUGGCGUCAGUUGGAGAACCUCUACUUCAGAGAGAAGAAGUUUUCAGUGGAAGUUCAUGACCCAAGAAGGGCGUCGGUGACAAGAAGGACGUUUGGUCACAGUGGCAUCGCUGUGCAUACGUGGUACGCCUGUCCUGCCCUCAUCAAGUCCAUCUGGGCCAUGGCCAUCAGCCAACACCAGUUCUACCUGGACCGCAAGCAGAGCAAGUCCAAGAUCCAUGCAGCGAGGAGUUUGAGUGAGAUCGCUAUCGACCUUACGGAAACAGGAACUCUGAAGACCUCCAAACUAGCGAACAUGGGAAGCAAGGGCAAAAUUAUAAGUGGCAGCAGUGGCAGUCUGCUCUCGUCAGGCUCUCAGGAAUCGGACAGCUCCCAGACAGCUAAGAAGGACAUGCUGGCAGCACUGAGGGCUAGGCAGGAAGCUCUGGAGGAAACUCUAAAAAAGAGACUAGAGGAACUCAAAAGCAUCUGCAUCAGAGAGGCGGAGCUGACAGGGAAGCUUCCUAAGGAAUAUCCUCUGGACCCGGGAGAGGAGCCUCCCACAGUCAGACGGAAGAUCGGUACCGCCUUCAAACUGGACGAGCAGAAAAUUCUUCCUAAGGGAGAGGAGGAGGAACUGGAGCGUUUGGAGCGGGAGUUUGCCAUUCAGUCCCAGAUUACAGAGGCAGCCAGGCGUCUCGCCAGCGACCCUCACGUGAGCAGUAAGAAGCUGAAGAAACAGAGGAAGACUUCUUAUCUGAACGCGUUGAAGAAGCUCCAAGAAAUUGAGAACUCCAUCAAUGAGUACCGGGUCCGCUCUGGAAAGAAGCCCACGCAGAGAGCGUCGCUUAUCAUAGAGGAGGCCAAUAUUGGUUCUGAAGACAGUUCGUUGUCUGACGCGCUGGUCUUGGAUGAUGAUGAUCCACAAGUCACAGGUACCCCCAACUUCUCUCCAGUAGCAUCGCCUCACAAGGGCCUACCUCCUCGGCCACCAUCUCACAGUCGGCCCCCUCCACCUCAGUCCCUGGACGGCCUGCGACACCUGCACUAUUCACGGCCUGACUACGAUAAAUCACCCAUCAAACCCAAGAUGUGGAGCGAAUCGUCACUGGAUGAGCCCUAUGAAAAAGUCAAGAAACGCACCUCUCAUCCCAGUCACAGGCGUUUCCCAAGCUCUGGCAGUGCAGAAGCAGGGGGUAGUAACUCUUUGCAGAGCAGCCCCAUCAGGAGCCUCCCUCACUGGAACUCUCAGUCCAGCAUGCCCUCAACCCCAGACCUGAAGACCAGGACCCCACACUACGUACAUUCCACUAGGUCAGUGGACAUCAGUCCCACACGUCUGCACAGUCUCGCUCAGCACUUUAGGAACCGCAGCUCAAGCCUUGAGUCCCAGGGCAAACUGUUGGUGCCCGAUCCCGACGCACACCCGCACACCCUGGGCACACUGGGCAGCCCCGACUUCUUCCUGGUCCCAGGACGCAACUCCAAUGGCUCUGACCCACUGGACGACUGCUCAUCCUGCACCAGCCAAAGCAGCUCAGAGCAUUACUACCCAUCCGGCGGACCCCCCAGCAGCAACCCCAACUACUCCACUCUUGGAGAGGACUCACCCUCCAAAGCCAGGCAGAGACAGAGGCAAAGGCACAGGUCAGCAGGUCAGUUGGGUUCCUCUAACUCCGGCUCCAUGCCAAACCUGGCAGCUAAGAAUGGCUCUGGUGGGGGUUCGGGUGGAGUUGGGAUGGGAGGGGGACACCACGGAGUCUACCUCCACAGCCAGAGCCAGCCCUCCUCCCAGUACCGCAUCAAGGAGUACCCGCUAUACGUGGAGGGCAGCCCGAACCCUGUGGUGGUGCGCAGCCUGGAGAGCGAUCAGGAGGGCCACUACAGCGUCAAGGCCCAGUUCAAGACCUCCAGCUCCUACACGGCGGGGGGACUGUACAAGGAGGCCUGGGGAGAGGAGGGAGGAGAGGGGAGCGGCCGACUCACGCCGUCGCGCUCUCAGAUCGUAAGGACUCCGUCAUUGGGGCGAGAGGGUGGUGGAAGCGGAGGAGGGGGGAGGGCAGCGGUGUCUGAAGAGCUGCGGUGCUGGUACCAGAGGUCCUCAGGGAGCCUGAAGGAGAGGAGUCACUCACAUUCGGGAUCUACUUCCUCCGAGACAGGGUCACAGCAAGGCACUCUGGGACAUAGUCGAGGGAGUCGAGUAGGGACACUCGCCAAGGGCUCACCAGCUGCAUCCCCUCACAGCCAGCGGAGUAUGACGCCCUCCAGCGAACACGCCGCCACACCAACACCCCCCUGUAGCCCACAGCACAUCCUUAACUGGCAGAGCGGGUCUUUCAGUGACAGCUGUUUUCCCAGCAGCCCCUUGUGUUCAGAGCUGGCAGAUGUGCAGUGGUACGGACAUGAUAAGGCCAAACCUGGAACGCUGGUCUGAGACCUUCCUGUAGGGCCCAGAAAAGUCCCACUGCCCUCUCCUACUGCCUCUCCACUGUCCCUCACUACUACCCGUCGACAACCAACAACCUCAUCCUUAAGGCCCCUACAAACAACCCUGCCCUGAGCGGACUGGCGGACUGGCGGACUGGAUAUGAGCCUCCCUCCUUCCUAAAUCCUGCCCUGCAUCCAUCUCACCACCUCUUUAUUAUGCCCAUGUAUCACAGCUCAGCUGGACAGGGACACACUCGCUGGGCUCUGGUGAGGGCUGAUUUCACAGGACACACUGAGAAGUGCCACCUCAGCUGUUGAACUGUUGCCCUGCAGCACCACAGGGCCCGUUCUCUACUCACCCUCAGCACACAAGAAAUGGGGCAAGGAGGGGAAAAAAAGCGAUGGGAAGAGAGAGCACAGAAAAAUAUCAAACAAACAACUCAAACUCAACAGAACCGGCAUCGACCAUUCCAGGAUCUGUUUCAUAUCUCAUCUUUGGUCGUCGUCCCCCCCUCCCCCCGACCUAACUAACUCCUGUUCACUGCCACCCAAUCAGAGGAUACCUGCUGGAUUUGAGCCACCAGUUUAAAACCCGACUCCAGGCCCAAACAAACUGUGUUGGAUUACAUUAUUCCAUUAAUGUUGUUUGUCUUUUUUUUGUUUAUUUGUCCCCGCAUAUUUAUAGUAAAAGAAGAUGACACAAACUUUCCAGAAAAAUCAAGAUUAACAAACGUUUAGAUGACAAAUUCAACUCCUCUCAGUUUAACCCACAACCAAAGACAACUUACUGAAUUGACUGUUCACACCAGGGUCCCUGGACUGGUGCCAUACAGUCAACUGUAUGAGAGUGAAUUCACAGUGACAAUAUCAGGAUGGUUUAUGGGACUCUUAUCUGGGAUAUCGAUGAGGACUAUAGCAAUAACAAACAUUGUACAAUAUGGACUGGUUUGAGCCUUCAGAGUGAAUUAAAGCAGGCAUUUUGGAGUGUUCUCUGCUCUGCUCUGCUUGGAGUAAAAGAUCAUUAGUGCAUCAUAGAUGAAAUUGGGAGUUGUGGUUAUUGGGUUUGGCAUUUAUCUAUGCUUAUUUCAGUGACUUCAUUUUUACAAUUACUGCAACAUUUCAUUUUGGCUGUAGUUUUAAAAUAGAAACAAGACAUUCUGAUUCCACUGUUCCACAUUUUUCAUUUUCACCCCUAGAAGUAAAUAAUUUCUGUCUGUUGACGUCUGUUGGAAUUACUUGUGUUUGAUCUUGAGGCUGUUCAAUGAUAACUCUCCACAGUGAACCAUCUCUUCCAUCACAAGUGUCUCCUCCUCUCUGUUGGUCUCGGUUCUAAGCCGGGUCUAUCUGUCAGUCCCCUCUUUGUAGCACCGUGCUUUCUCAUCUUUCUGUCCGCCUUCUUCAACAUGACAGGAGCAACAUGACUGGUGACAGACAGCGUGAACUCAACGCCGACAAGAACACACAUAUUAGGGACACACAAAUAAGUACAAACGUGCCAAACAUGUUGGUGCUUUACAUUUGUUCUGUAAUUCAGCACUGGAGCAGCCCCUCCUUCAAGCUCCAAACAGUAAAGCCCCACAGUCUAUAGCCAUUGUACAGACACUCAGACAAAUAUGGUAGAAAUGAUGAUCAAACGUACUUUGAAAAGCACAACAUGAACACUGUCUAUAAGGGCUGGACCUACAAUUAGUGAAUUUUCAUUUUCCACUCUCAAUAUUUGAAUAAUGAGUUGUAUCAAAGUGCAUCAGAGGGGAGGUAGAAAAGCCAGAGCCACGGACAAGGUGUUACAAGACUGUGCUCUUUUUAUUAGUACGAGGACUUUGAAUUUUAGGUUCGACAAUAUUUAAUCCCCGCUGUCAGGGCAGAAGAAAAAGCCAUAGCCAGAUCUGAAACAAACAAUUCUUUAACCCUCUCAAAGUGGGGGGAUUCUUUUCUCACACAUCCCAACCAACAAUCAGAUUUUCAGAUCAGGGAUGGAAAAGCACACCUGGUUUUUGUAAGAAGGAAGUAAACCUCUGCAUGUUUUAUUCGUGUCUAAAUCAAUCUCCCUCAUCUUCCCCUAAACAGAGUCAAGAAUAAAAAAAUGUAAUGUUGCAAAAAAAAUAAAAUCUGAAUUGGUGUUAGAUCACUAAGAUAAAGACAGAUUCUACAUAGAGAAGUGGACAUAUUGUUUUCAACGAUGUGCAUCUUUCCCUGUCCCUCAUAGUGUUGUGUUUCCUUCAUGCACUCACACCAGUUGUUGUAAUUUGCCACUUUCUAGACUAUUUAAAUAAGAAAGAUUAGUCCGCUCCCUGCAUGGUUGGAUCUCCAAGAGUUACCCACCCAUGCCUGGUCAGAUCUGAUCAGUUUUUACCCAGGAUUGGAACCAGCACCCCCUGGUUACCUUAUUAGAGUGCAAGUUUGACCCUGCUUUCACUCACUCAAGGUCUUUGUCCACAGUUAGUGUGCUAAAACACAAUCCCAUGCAUGCCCUGCAGAUCCACUGACAACCCCCCCCCCAAAGACAUUCAGCUCCCGACCUUCUAUACGCUAACAUUAGCACGUCUUGCUCCAUAGUGUGCCCCAUCUCGACCUUGUGGUGAUCUCUGACCUCUGAGCCCGAUGUGAAGAAGUGUGACGUCCCUUCCCUCUGUAGCUCCAAACACACCAUAUUUUCUGUGCUUCAUAGAAAUGUGUGAGGUUUUUUUUGUAAUACUCCCAAGAGAAAUGAACUAACUCUUUUAUCAGUCUUUUCCUGUAUGUACGGAGGGGAACUGUAAGGCUUUUUGGGGGUUUGUAACAUUCACAUUCAUUGUUUUACAAUGUUCCAUUUUAUAUGAACCAGUAUUGUUUUGUUUUCUUUAGUUCUGACAUUGUAACAAUGCAUUCAGGUGCUACAAAAUGACCAGUUACUGCUUCGUCACGUAGGAUCUAGACAUCUUCAUUCUUAUCAAUAGAUUCAAUUUACCAGAUGUGCAAAAUGAAGCUUAUUUUAACAGACAGUUUAAUAGUAGAAGACACUUCCCCAACCGGACAAUAGAGCAUGUAACUUGAUUUUAUCAGUUCUGUUCAACUGUAACAAUACAUUAAAAGGUGUUGUAGAAAAAAUGUGGAAUUGAUAAAAAAAAAAAUAACUGAAUUCCACAGUUAAUUUAUUCUUUUUUCUAUUAAAAUUUGUAUAGUAACUUUACAUUUUUCAAAACUGUGUUGUUGGAAAUUGAUGAUGAAUUUUCAAGAUGAGAAGCAGUGUUGGUUCUUGAGAGUAAGAAAAAUAAAUUAUUGAUGAAUGU
Molecule: messenger RNA, 6490 nt
Organism: Anoplopoma fimbria (sablefish)
Lineage: Eukaryota; Metazoa; Chordata; Actinopteri; Perciformes; Anoplopomatidae
Gene: frmd4a
Product: FERM domain containing 4A
Biological process (GO): establishment of epithelial cell polarity
Cellular component (GO): adherens junction; bicellular tight junction; cytoskeleton
Source: RefSeq, a predicted model, not a curated record